AUGGCCGACUUCAUGUCCACUCCUUAUCCUAAUGACACGGAUGAGUACAGCAAUUCAGUAACCAAUACUACAUAUUCUGGUGAUCAGGUCGACGGAGGUGAGUUAAUAUUGAGGAAGAUCGCCACGGUUAUCACGGCGGUCGGCAUCGUUCUCAACCUGGCAUUCAUUAUUGUCGUUGCCCGCCACAAGUCCAUGAACAACCAUAUCAACGUCUAUUUGGUCAACCUGGCAGUGGCUGACCUCAUGGUCGUGGUCUUGGCAUGCUUUGGGAUGUACACGAACAUUCUGUCGUAUCUGCCUUCAAACUACGUCGGGUGUUUCUUCAUCGUGCUGGUGACAAUGCCGUACUAUGCCAGCACCGCCAUCGUGUCGUUGGUGGUGGCCGAUCGGUACUUGGCCGUCUGUCACCCGUUGCGGCACCGAGUGGUGGCCUGCAAGGCACGCAGCGCCAAGCUCGUCACGGUGGCGUGGUGUUUCAGUAUCGUCUACACGUGCAUCGUUUACCUGGAGAGCACCAUAGAAACACAAGGUUGUCAGCUCCUGCAGGGUUCCGGGGAGAGCUACACCAUAAACACCCAAGGCGAAACCCAAACCUUCCUCUUCAGUGAGAUCUUCAAACCACUCCCUGUGGUUCUCCUGUUGAUCUGCAGUAUCGUCAUGUACACUCGGAUGAUCAAGUUAGUCCGAAAUCAAGUCAAAUUCCGAAAACAAGUUAACUCGGCUGCCGUAACUAGAUCAGAGAAACCGAGUCAAAGUUGUGUGAGAAUGAACAGAAUGGUUGCAACGAACACCUUCGUUUUCUUCAUCUGCCUAUCACCGAGGACUUCUCUUCUGAUCGCCAACUACAUCCAAGCCGCCUUUGGGUUGAAACUAUUCCAGCACCCGGUGCUGACAGUAGUCUCGACUAUGCUCUUGUUCACCAACUCGUGCAUCAAUCCGUUGAUCUACAAUUUGACCAAUAAAACCUACAGGCGGGCAUUUCGCGAGGUGUUCUUUGGCUGUUUGUCUCAAUCUCCAGCAUCGGAUUCUGGGAAGAAGUCAACAGUCUACAACAUCUCAAAAUGA
This is a messenger RNA of Asterias rubens (European starfish), 1065 nucleotides long. RefSeq names its product thyrotropin-releasing hormone receptor-like. Gene Ontology annotation, cellular component: plasma membrane. The transcript has a single exon. The record is from RefSeq and is a predicted model, not a curated record. Gene Ontology annotation, biological process: G protein-coupled receptor signaling pathway. Lineage: Eukaryota; Metazoa; Echinodermata; Asteroidea; Forcipulatida; Asteriidae. Gene Ontology annotation, molecular function: G protein-coupled receptor activity. Bases 1 to 1065 code for a protein of 354 amino acids.